UGUUUGGUAUCCCACCUUUGAUAGUUUUUUAUUUUCUUUUCCAUCAUUUCCGAUAUCUUCAAAUGAUGAUUCCAUUCCAACGAUCCCAAAAUUAGCUAGGGUAGGAAGUAGUGGCAAUAUUUCAGAGUACGCUAUUGGAUAUAAUGCUGAAUACGGUCCAUCUUUUGGAGGUGGUUGGGAUUUAUCAAUACAAAAUAAUAAUUUAAUUUAUAGCUAUGGUCCUUAUUCUUAUCCUGAUUGUGGUGCUUUUGUAACUAGAAAUCAAUAUCUUGAAUUAGAAGAGUAUGAAGUAUUUCAAAUAAUCACAUUAAAAAAAGAAUCUUUAAAUUCUGUCGAAAGUCGUGAUCAAUAA
This is a messenger RNA of Funneliformis caledonium, 352 nucleotides long. The record is from the annotation of a GenBank genome assembly. Lineage: Eukaryota; Fungi; Glomeromycota; Glomeromycetes; Glomerales; Glomeraceae.